Messenger RNA from Balaenoptera acutorostrata (minke whale), 2870 nucleotides. RefSeq names its product peptidylprolyl isomerase G (gene PPIG). The transcript has 16 exons. The record is from RefSeq and is a predicted model, not a curated record. Bases 394 to 2649 code for a protein of 751 amino acids. Gene Ontology annotation, biological process: protein folding; protein peptidyl-prolyl isomerization. Lineage: Eukaryota; Metazoa; Chordata; Mammalia; Artiodactyla; Balaenopteridae. Gene Ontology annotation, cellular component: nucleus. Gene Ontology annotation, molecular function: peptidyl-prolyl cis-trans isomerase activity.
CAGGGACCGUGGCGCUAGUUUUGCAGCUCUUGCGGCUGCAGAGGCUUUCUAACCGUGCCUCGCAGGCCUGGGAAACGGCCUUCCCUCUGCCCGCCCCCGCCCUCUCCACUCGGGCGCACACCUCCCUCCCUGACGCAUUUUGCCGCACAAGCUGUAAUAUGGCGGCAGCGAUGGUGGCCUGAACUCUAGGGAGCCGGGGUGAUUUUGAUGCUUCAAAAUCAUGUACAACAUGAUCACUUAUUAAAUGUAUACAUUGCAAAAUGAUCACCACAAAGUAGAGAAUUUAAGAAGGCCUGUAAAAGUUAUUUAGAAGAUAAAAGAUAAUCAGGCACAAAAAGAUUGGAUCAGCUUGUCCUUGAUUUUUCUCUAUUUUAAGAUUGAAGUAUUGAAGCCAUGGGAAUAAAGGUUCAGCGUCCUCGAUGUUUUUUUGACAUUGCCAUUAAUAAUCAACCUGCUGGAAGAGUUGUCUUUGAAUUAUUUUCUGAUGUGUGCCCCAAAACAUGCGAGAACUUUCGUUGUCUUUGUACAGGUGAAAAGGGGACAGGGAAAUCAACUCAGAAGCCAUUACAUUAUAAAAGUUGUCUCUUUCACAGAGUUGUCAAAGAUUUUAUGGUUCAAGGUGGUGACUUCAGUGAAGGAAAUGGACGAGGAGGGGAAUCCAUUUAUGGAGGAUUUUUUGAAGAUGAGAGUUUUGCUGUUAAACACAACAAAGAAUUUCUCUUGUCAAUGGCCAACAGAGGGAAGGAUACAAAUGGCUCACAGUUCUUCAUAACAACAAAACCAACUCCUCAUUUAGAUGGGCAUCAUGUUGUUUUUGGGCAAGUGAUUUCUGGUCAAGAAGUUGUGAGAGAGAUAGAAAACCAGAAAACAGAUGCAGCUAGCAAACCAUUUGCUGAGGUGCGGAUACUCAGUUGUGGAGAGCUAAUUCCCAAAUCUAAAGCUAGGAAAGAAGACAAGAAAAGGCAUAAAUCAUCAUCCUCCUCCUCAUCAUCAUCCAGUGACUCAGAUAGUUCAAGCGAUUCUCAGUCCUCUUCUGAUUCUUCUGAUUCUGAAAGUGCUUCUGAAGAGAAAUCAAAAAAAAGAAAGAAGAAACAUAGGAAAAAUUCUCGUAAACACAAGAAAGAAAAGAAGAAGCGAAAGAAAAGCAAGAAAAGCGCAUCUAGUGAAAGUGAGGCUGAAAAUCUUGAAGCACAACCCCAGUCUACUGUUCGUCCAGAAGAAAUCCCUCCAGUACCUGAAAAUAGAUUCCUAAUGAGAAAAAGUCCUCCUAAAGCUGAUGAAAAAGAAAGGAAGAACAGGGAGAGAGAGAGAGAGUGUAAUCUACUUAACUCCCAGCCUGCUUCAUACCAGAGGCGACUUUUAGUUACUAGGUCUGGCAGGAAAAUUAAAGGAAGAGGACCAAGGCGUUAUCGAACUCCUUCUAGAUCCAGAUCAAGGGAUCGUUUCAGACGUAGUGAGACUCCUCCACAUUGGAGGCAGGAGAUGCAGAGAGCUCAAAGAAUGAGGGUAUCAAGUGGUGAAAGAUGGAUCAAAGGGGAUAAGAGUGAGUUAAAUGAAAUAAAAGAAAAUCAAAGAAGCCCAGUUAGAGUAAAAGAGAAAAAAAUAACUGAUCAUAGGCAUGUUUCUGAGAGUCCAAACAGAAAAAGUGAAAAGGAAAAGAAAGUUAAAGACCAUAAAUCUGACAGCAAAGAGAGAGACAUCAGAAGAAAUUCAGAAAAAGAUGAUAAAUAUAAAAACAAGGUAAAGAAAAGGGCCAAAUCGAAAAGUAGGAGUAAGAGCAAAGAGAAAUCAAAGAGUAAGGAAAGAGAUACAAAGCAUAAUAGACAUGAAGAAAAGAGGAUGAGAUCAAGGAGUAAAGAACGGGAUCAUGAGAAUGUUAAAGAAAAAGAAAAGUCUGAUUCUAAAGGAAAAGAUCAGGAAAGGAGUAGAAGUAAAGAGAAGUCUAAACAGUUAGAAUCCAAAAGCAAUGAGCAUGAUCAUAAUAAAAGUAAGGACAAGGACAGACGUGCACAGUCUAGGAGUAGAGAACGCGAUGUAACUAAAAGCAAACACAGUUACAAUAGUAGAACAAGGGAACGAAGCAGAAGUAGGGACAGGAGCAGAAGAGUGCGGUCUAGAAGCCAUGACCGAGAUCGCAGCAGGAGCAAGGAGUAUCAUAGAUACAGAGAACAGGAGUACAGGAGAAGAGGAAGGUCACGGAGCCGAGAGAGAAGAGCAACGCCAGGAAGAUCAAGAAGUAAAGAUAGGAGGAGAAGGAGGAGAGAUUCACGGAGCUCAGAGAGAGAAGAAAGUCAAAGCAGAAACAAAGAAAAAUACAGAAACCAAGAAAGUAAAAGUUCACACAGAAAAGAGAAUUCUGAGGGUGAGAAGAGAAUGUACUCUAGAAAUCGUGAUCAUAGUAGCUCAAAUAGUAACAGGGAAAAAAAGGCUGAUAGGGAUCAAAGUCCGUUCUCAAAAAUGAAACAAAGUAGUCAGGACAAUGAAUUAAAGUUCUCCACUUUGAAAAAUAAGGAGGAUGAGAAGACCAGAUCCUCAGUGGAAAAAGAAAACCAAAAAUCAAAGGGUCAAGAAAAUGACCACACACAUGAUAAAAAUAAAAAAUUUGAUCAUGAAUCAAGCCCUGGAACAGAUGAAGACAAAAGUGGAUGAGUGAGUUAUAUAAACUUGUUUCCAUUCUGUCUCAAAUUUUAGGUUUUAGAGACUUGCUGAUGAAUCCCCUUUAUGUUGUUUUCUUUUCAUUGUUUUGGGUUUAUGUUUGUCUUUUUUUUUUUUUUUCCCAAUGUGGACUUUAUUGAGUCAAUCUUUUGAUAAUCUGCAACCUGGAUAAUUUGUACUGCAAAAGUUUUAAUAAACUUGAAAUGAGAAAAACA